Messenger RNA from Acanthaster planci (crown-of-thorns starfish), 3622 nucleotides. RefSeq names its product G-protein coupled receptor 35-like. The record is from RefSeq and is a predicted model, not a curated record. Lineage: Eukaryota; Metazoa; Echinodermata; Asteroidea; Valvatida; Acanthasteridae.
UCAUAAAGUCUCUUUAGUGCUGAUGAGAAAAACCAUGACUGCCAAGGACAGCAGUUUGGGUUUGCUGCAAGGACAUUAAGAUGCGAGAAUUAGCCAUUCCUGAAACUGAAAGGCGUCUUUCCUUUGCAGUGGGUUUCUCAUGUUUCAGGCAUUGUCAAAAUCACUCCACGUUAGCAAAUGAUAGUCACAUGAAAAAUUGUCACUUUCACGGAACUCGUGGAAGCAGUUACAAUCACAGUCUCACAUUAGUAAUCAAAUUUGGUUUUUGUCUUAUUAACAUGGACUGCUAAGAGGUGCAGACAUGUUUCUGCUAUCCUGCAUGUAGACAGUUCUAGUAGUUGAGCAAUACUGUCUUUGUCAAAAUGACUUACAAUCACAGUUUCAAAGAUUUGUGUGGAUAUGACCAGGAUCAGUUUGUGGAAGAUUAUGUAGCUCAUGGACUGAAACGAUAUUACACACUCCGUCUGAGUGUGCAAAUCCUUGCACCAGUGGGCCUUCUUUUGAAUUUGAUCUUCCUGUUUGUUGUUGUUCGAGUGAAGUCCAUGCGGACUAUCAUCAAUGUCUACCUAGUCAAUCUGGCAGUGGUUGAUACUCUUAAUCUUCUUGUGACAUUUGGACUUUUUUUGGGAAAUAAGAUUUACGAUGGGUCUCACACCAGCUUCAUUGUAAGUGGCAUUUUUGAUGCACUUAGAAUUGUGUCCUAUUUGCUUGUGGUGGCUAUAGCAGUGGAGAGAUUCUCAGCUGUUCAUCAUCCAAUAACAUAUAGAGCAUCAGCCAGCAAAACAAGAGCAGCCAAGGUAUCAGCAGGAAUUUGGGUGCUAGCAGUCGGUGUUGGAAUAGUUGAGGUACUUUCACUUCUGGGACAUUUUGGUCAAGGUGGGGUUGUCCCGCUAACCAUUUUUGUGGUGAUAAUGGGAUCGGUAAGCAUAGUUGUUAUUACAGUGACCAGCACUAUGUAUGUCUGCCUUGUGUUGAAGCUAAGGCAGAGAUCACCUUCUACGCAGCACUGGAGAAUUGGUAAGGUUACGUCUAUGCUCAUCAUCAACACCACAGUUUUUUUCUUCUCGAAUUCACUGAUAAUCGCCGCCGUAAUUCUGAGGGUAAUUAUUCAUUUGUCACAUGUGUGCAUGGCUUCAUAUCCUCAACUCCAGCAUGAUUUAGUUGAUGUUGGCAAGUAUGGAAGAAUCUUGGAAUUUAUCAACAACUGCAUAGAUCCCAUCAUUUACAGUGCGACAAGUGCCGAGUUUCGAUCAGCUGUGAUCCAGGCAGUGACCUGCCCUUGCUGUGACCAGCGAGGUGCCCACCAAGAACCAGCACCAAAAGAUCAGAUGCGAGUACAGGCUGCAGAGCUUCUGUCACAAGGAGCUCCUCAUUGCAAGGCAAUGGCAAAAACAAAUCCCUCUCAACCACCAUCUGAGGGGGAGCUUCUGGAACUAAAGGUGAUCUCCUGAAUAGAGACAAAGUGCAGCAAGAUUGGCCAUCAGUAACAGAAAUACUGCCAGUGUGAAAGGAACUUGGUCCAAAUGCGCCAUCAUCCAAUCAAGACUUGCUUGCUUUGGUCACAUGGAUGUGGGGAAGUGAAGAUUAGAAUGCCUGGCAUGAGGACAUGGUGCACACAACAUGUUGGUGGAUUGGAACCUUGGACACCCAGAUUAGUCUCAGACUUUGCCGCUGUGCUACGGGUACAUACCUCCCUUUGCCAUUGGUGGAGACAUCUGAACAGAGGAACUCUAGACUGAACUACGAACUACUGAUGCUUUGACUAACUUAAGGUUGUUAUGACUUCCCUUUGUAAACUUGCUUUAUUAUAGUGUGUGAGGCAGAAGUACAGUUUUCGAGUUAUAUCUUUAUCUUCUUCUAAUGCACAUGUAAGAGAAUUGCCGGAGUCAUUGGGUUAUAACAGUCAGAAGGUGCUUUCAUGAACGUCAUUUCAACCAAAACUAGAAAUUUGCCAGAAUCGUUCUCAAGCAUUUAAAUCUUACUGAAACUCUGCUGGAACAAUACGUGUACUUCAGUUUUUAAGCCAGUGAUGAGUCACGUUUUGGUAGAAAACAAAAUGGUAUUAACCAGAGUUCUUCUAUCGCAAAAGAAUUUGCUGAGAUCUUGGAAAAAACUCCUUUAGUGUUUUGGAAAUGUGUGUACAAGCAUCAAAAUUAAAUCUUGUAGAUUCCAAGCAUAAUGCACAAUUUUUGGUACUGGUAGGUUGACGUGUUUAAUUUAACAUUGAAACUACAUGUAAGUUCGGUCAGUAGAAAAAUUUGUCGGCUAGUUUAAGUUGGCAUCCUGCUUCAUGUGGAAUCUUGAGGCAAAUGUUUCUUUGCAGUAGUUGAAGCGAGUUUCGUACCAGUAAUUUUUCAAUGUGAAAAUUGUCUUUGGGAUAAACAGGCAGAUAAAUGUUCAGAAAUCUAUAGGUACAUGCAUGUAGUUAAGUUAAUCAAAUCCACAUUGUAGUUUUGAGAGAAUUUUCCUGUGGUCAAAUAAUGUGAUGCAAUUUGUAUGGAACUGCAUGGUGAAACUAUUCUUGGAUAGCUUUCACACAAAAUAAUAGCCAGUGCAGUUGUUUUUUCUGAACUGCACAGUGCAUAACGUUGGCAGAAGAUUGUUUAAUACCCUUCUACAUUUGAAUUGUUGAUGUUCAGAGAAAAUCUGACACAAUCAUAUUCAAGCAUAUUGUCAUAUUUAAGGCUUAAAGGGAAAUCCUACAACUUUAGGGCCUGUAAUUUGUGUUUUGGCUGGAAAUAGAAUGGAAUUAACAAGUUUUGUCUUGCUACAUACCAGGUAAUAUAUGUGUAUUGUUUUUGCAGAAUGCCCUGUACUGUUUGUAUGCACACAAAGCAUUAGGAACUAGAAUUAGCUGCACAGUUUUGUGAAUUCCAAUCAUAAUUGUACAUGUAGAAGAACAAGCCUUUGAUAGGUUGGUGUGUAUAAAUGCUGCAGUAAACCUGUUUGGCUGAAGUAAUCCUUGCAAAUUGUCAGAAAUAAGAAGGUCAUGGUUGUAAGUUUUCUUUGGGAUGAACAAGCAGAAAAAUGCACCAAAGUCUUUUAUACAUGUAGCUUUAGUGAAGGCGUUCGUCAUGAGCCACUGAUAGAUUACACACAGCUUCUGUCUUCCGUCUAGCUGACCCCGCUGAGACUUAUCGCUAAUGUCUUGGGAUGGCUUCUGAGAUUCAAGUCAGUUGAACGCGAUUAAAGGAGAGACUCCUUUAUUGGAAAAAUGUGUAGUACAUGAUUCACGUCUGGGUAUGUGAAUCAUUGGUCAUUUAAAAGAUUGACAAAAUAUGGAACUAGACUUCUCUUGAAGCGCAGUGUAGUAACGGGAAAAGAAGAAAUUUUGUUUGCAUUACGUAAUGAAUUUCCAUGGCAUUCUGAGCAUUUAGGAAGAAACUGAUCCAUUGUUCUCCUGUCCUGAAAAAGCUCAGCAGCAAAUUUGAUACAAUGGCCAGCCCCUCUAUCUUCCAACAAAUCAACUAGACCUUGAGAGCAUUGUUAUAAGUGGUAUAUUUUUACCCAAUAUUAUCAUGCAAGCCCUUUUCUGAACCAUUUCCAAGUCUUUUACAUGUUUACAAGUAAGUCUAGAAUGGACUAGAAUGCCAGACAAUGUCACAGUACUCCAACACUGAGA